CUUCGUUUCUGAUCGGCCAACUUUCCUCGGCUCGUUCGUUUGAGUUCGUCACCCGUUCAACAAACUUGCCAAGUUCUUGUCCAAAUUGUUGAAAGCGUUUUUUUUUUACUCAAGAAAGCACCGCGCUCUUGCAAACGAGGGUCUGCAUCCGCGCAGUUUCCCGAGAUCUUCUGCGAUGUGAAGACAACAACCGUAUACGUGUUUGUUUAUCAAAGUUUGAUAUCUGAGUGUUGUACGAAAAAAAAAAAAAAAAAAGUUCUAUUCACGUGUAAAAAAAAUUGUUUCUCGAUACGAAGAAACGUCGUAAACAAUUCAACGUCGUCAGAAUGCGCGGUGAAGAGGCUGAUCCGAUUGCGAAAGAUGAAAACAUAAAAAUUGCCGAGGGUCUUCAAGAAUCUUUGAGAGAAACGGAAGAGAAACCCGCGUUCUGCAAGUAUCACUCGAAACACGCAAAGCUGUUUCCGGAAUUGUAUCGCAGCGAUGUGUCAAUUCAUCCCAGCUACACCGGCUUGAAGAGUUUGCCUUACCGAGUGAUCUGCAGGAACCGCGUGCAAAGAAUCAAACGACAGGCAACUCGGCAGCUGAAUCGCGAGAUCGCGCACUUUACCAUGAUCCAGAUGUUUGCACUCGACGGCGUCAGAAUCGAUCGCGUUUUCAGCGUCGGCAUGUCGCCAAAGAUGUUAAUUGUGCCAGAUCCUUUGACGGACAAAGAGAGACGUCAUCUGAAUGAGCUACUUCGAAGUCCUUGAAAAUAUUAUUUCGCGCGUGGAGA
Molecule: messenger RNA, 772 nt
Organism: Pseudomyrmex gracilis
Lineage: Eukaryota; Metazoa; Arthropoda; Insecta; Hymenoptera; Formicidae
Exons: 2
Coding region: 327-749 (140 amino acids)
Source: RefSeq, a predicted model, not a curated record